Molecule: messenger RNA, 1279 nt
Organism: Equus quagga
Lineage: Eukaryota; Metazoa; Chordata; Mammalia; Perissodactyla; Equidae
Gene: SPCS2
Product: signal peptidase complex subunit 2
Exons: 5
Coding region: 17-697 (226 amino acids)
Biological process (GO): protein targeting to ER
Cellular component (GO): membrane; signal peptidase complex
Source: RefSeq, a predicted model, not a curated record
CGUAGAGGCAGACAAGAUGGCGGCGGCGGCUGCACAGGGCGGGAGAACUGGAGGUGGCGGAGGCAGUAGUGGGGCUGGCGGUGGCUCAAGCUGUGCGACAGGCAGUAGCCGCAGCGGGUUGUUGGAUAAGUGGAAGAUUGAUGAUAAGCCUGUGAAAAUUGACAAAUGGGAUGGAUCAGCUGUGAAAAAUUCUUUGGAUGAUUCUGCCAAGAAGGUACUUCUGGAAAAGUACAAGUAUGUGGAGAAUUUUGGUCUCAUUGACGGUCGCCUCACCAUCUGUACCAUCUCCUGUUUCUUUGCCAUAGUGGCUUUGAUUUGGGAUUAUAUGCACCCCUUUCCAGAGUCCAAGCCUGUUUUGGCUUUGUGUGUCAUAUCCUAUUUCGUGAUGAUGGGGAUCCUGACCAUUUAUACCUCAUAUAAGGAGAAGAGCAUCUUUCUUGUGGCCCACAGGAAAGAUCCUACAGGAAUGGAUCCUGAUGAUAUUUGGCAGCUGUCCUCCAGUCUCAAGAGGUUCGAUGACAAAUACACUCUGAAGCUGACCUUCAUCAGUGGGAGAACAAAACAGCAGCGGGAAGCCGAGUUCACCAAGUCCAUUGCUAAGUUUUUUGACCACAGCGGGACACUGGUCAUGGAUGCAUAUGAGCCUGAAAUAUCAAGGCUCCAUGACAGUCUCGCCACAGAAAGAAAAAUAAAGUAGCCAAUUCUAAAAGCAGCCAUCUAUCUGCAGGAUCAUGCGGAAUUACUGAGUGAGGGGAAAAGAAACAGAGAACUUAAAAUGGAUAAAGUAAGAGAUGUUCAAAAUGUCCCUGUUUUGUCUUGAAAUUUUAGUCCAAUCUGGAUAAAUAGGAUUUUCCAGCUCAGAUAUGAGAAGUUGUAGCUCUGAUACCUAGCGGUAGCCUCCUUAGUCUGCUGAUUGCAUUGUUUUGAUUUGCUUUUCUGGGAAAGCAUUUUUGCUAAAAGCUGUACAGACUUCCUCCUUCGUACCUAGCAGUACUUUAUAAUAGUAUAGCUUUGUGCCAUGCAGCAUUUGAAAACUCAGUUUUUAAAAUUAACCUGUUACUGACUUUAUUGUGUUAAUUCCUGUUUCAACAGCUGUUUCCCUUAAUUCAGGAUACAACUUCUUGUGUACAACUUUACUUCACACACCAUUUUUGUGGGUGUGUAUAUAUCUGACUUGGUGAGAAUUGGGAACAAAAAAACACAGCUUUUUAAUUUGUUUAAAACAGACCUUCUGCCUGUUACAUUUUGUGCUCUUAACCAAUUAAAGAAGCCAAUGACA